ACUCCCGGGGAAGAUUCCAGAAGGGCAAAGGGCUGGCCCUGAAGUCACUUCCGUAACGCAGGGACAGGCGGCCCCCAGGAAGGUUCAAGAAGGGCUGAUGGCGACUCCCUCGGGAAGGGUCCACAAGGCGGCUGUACCUGUAGGAAUGAUGCUCCCCUUGGCCUUCCUCCUCAUCGCAGGAAUCCCACUGGUAGAAACUAAUGUCACCAAGGCUCCUCAAAGAUGGACCUUUAAUGUACAAUGCUAUUACUGUGAAGUCAAAAACACCUUCAAUUGCAAUAACAAGAAGACAUGUGAAUAUGAGGUUAGACGCUGUAUGACAGUCUCCAUUCGAGAUGUGCUGCCCAAACAAAUACAAUCUUCAAAUGCCAUAUGGAUCGAAGCACCCAAACCUUACACACCCUCUUCCAGAUAUCAGAAGAUAUCUGAAGGGAGGAAUUGCACUCAGCACACAUACGAUAUAGCAGCUUAAGCCUGACACCCAUCCCAGAAGAGACAUUGGAACAGAAAGAAAUUGUACAGGGACCAUUUUCUCUAUGACGGCCAAUGCAAACAACCUAACACAACACUAAACAUAAAAUGUUGUGCACGUGUGUGUGCAUGCAUGUGUGUGCACACUUGUAUGUGUCUUUGUGUGUAUACAUACAUCCAGUGCCAUGCACUGGAUUGGGGAAUGGGAAAAGAACAGCAAAGACAAGUGGGUGAAGCUGAAUAACACAGAGUUCGGGCAGUAGGAAUUUAUCACUUUUUGUUCACUGGGGCAAAAAUGUUCCACAGUAAUGUAAAUAUGAGACAAGAGAGAAUGAGGUUAAGGUUUUAAAAUCUCUCUUUGCCAUUUAAAAAAAAAUUCUAAAGCUCUUUUAAGUUAAAAUUACUUACACACACACACACACACACAGAAACACACACAUGCA
Messenger RNA from Fukomys damarensis (Damara mole-rat), 914 nucleotides. It is a transcript of the gene Gml, whose product is annotated as glycosylphosphatidylinositol anchored molecule like. Bases 98 to 472 code for a protein of 124 amino acids. The transcript is spliced from 4 exons. The record is from RefSeq and is a predicted model, not a curated record. Lineage: Eukaryota; Metazoa; Chordata; Mammalia; Rodentia; Bathyergidae.